AUGUCAAUAAAGGCGCUGCCUGCAGAUACCUGUCAUCUGCUUGGCUCGACCUCGGUCAUCGCCACGUCCGUAAGCCUCGUCAAGGAGCUUUUGGACAAUGCCAUUGAUGCCGGUGCAACGGCCAUCGAUGUGCUUGUAAGCCCAAACACGGUCGACAAAAUCGAAGUUCGUGACAACGGCCACGGAAUCAGUACCGCAGACUUUGAUGCUCUUGGCCGUCGUGGCCAUACAAGCAAGCUUCGUCAGUUCCACGACCUCAUGACUGUGGGUGGAACGUCACUUGGGUUUCGCGGCGAGGGUUUGGCCAGCGCCAAUACUCUAGGCUUCGUAGCCAUAACGACGCGUACUGCAGAAGAGGCAAUUGCGUCGAAAUUUCGGUUGGUGCCGAGUAUUGGAGGCAUCUCCCCAGACGGCUAG
Molecule: messenger RNA, 417 nt
Organism: Sporothrix brasiliensis 5110
Lineage: Eukaryota; Fungi; Ascomycota; Sordariomycetes; Ophiostomatales; Ophiostomataceae
Product: DNA mismatch repair protein mutl
Exons: 1
Coding region: 1-417 (138 amino acids)
Biological process (GO): mismatch repair
Cellular component (GO): MutLalpha complex
Molecular function (GO): ATP-dependent DNA damage sensor activity; ATP hydrolysis activity
Source: RefSeq, a predicted model, not a curated record